Pseudoliparis swirei is the source of this 3453-nucleotide messenger RNA. RefSeq names its product armadillo repeat containing 2 (gene armc2). The transcript has 19 exons. Gene Ontology annotation, molecular function: protein binding. The coding region runs from base 204 to 2759 and encodes 851 amino acids. The record is from RefSeq and is a predicted model, not a curated record. Gene Ontology annotation, biological process: cilium organization; sperm axoneme assembly. NCBI's taxonomy places the organism in Eukaryota, Metazoa, Chordata, Actinopteri, Perciformes, Liparidae.
AUACACAUCUUCAACAAGUUGCUGGUGUUUUGUUUGUUUGUUUGUUCUUCUGUUGAAGCCGAAUUUGAGAUCUGGAUUGAUAACUGUAAACGAGUUGUGCGCCGGGGUUAAAACUACGUGUGACAUCCUGUAACCACCUGCAUAAUGAAAUCAAACCACUGAAGUCAUUGCAGACUGUCUUGGCAAAUGUCGCAUACGCCUAAAUGGCCUCUCUGGAUAGAAAACAUGAGGUUUGCAGCCCCUUCAUUCCACGAAGAAAUCCAGGGAGGAAAACAAGUGCAGAGAUCGUCAGCGAAGCGAGGCGGUCCCUGCGAGUCCAGUCCACCCAGCGGCCAUUUACUCCCAAAGAUGGACACCGGCAACUUUUUGGAAAAAGCUCUGUUCGCGCUGACUCCCACAGCAGACCUCCAUCUUCGUUUAGUCUUCAUGCUAAACAUUUUGAUGCACCUGACUCAAGGCCAGGUUCAGGCACACGCCUCUCUCCUCUAGACCAUAAGCCAACGUUUCCAGUCCCCAGUGCUGCUGAGGAUGCCUUCACGACCUUUCCUAAAAACCCCAGUGCCCCACCGAAAGGGAAGAAGGGGCUGCCAGGGACGCGGGCACGCCUCCUCUGUGCUGGAUCUCUCAUCGCGCUGUCUCCUGUAAAGGGACACAAAGAUAUGAAAGAACGAUUAAAUCCGGGACCAAAGCAGACGUCAGCUAAAAGACUCCCCAGCACCGACCACACCGAGGUCUGCAGCGGUCCCCACAAACCAGGCAGAACAGCAAGUGAACGAAGAAUAAUGCAGCCUGGUGUUGACUCAGACAUUCGACUCACAGAGUGCACAGAAGGAGGAAGAGCAGUUGCUAAGAGCAACCAGCCAAUCGCGGAGAGAGCUCUUGGUUUGGGCAACAACAGUUUUCUGCAUCACACCAAGAAAGGGGAGCAGGGGAACGGAGAAAACACAACAAGCACAGAGGAGGAUGCAGAGUCAUUGAUGUGGAAUAAUAUGAUUGCUCCUCGUCUCCAACAACUAGAGAGAGUGGCUGCAGGCAGCUCGGUGGACCGGCUGUGUGAUUUGUGUGACGGUCUCCAUGGCACCUUGGCAGAAGCGGACAUGCUCGGCCGACGCUGUAAGAGGAGGUCAGGGAUACUUCGAACACUGUUCCGCCUCAUCGACCUCAACUCUGCCCAGCUCAACCUGCGCAUCGCCAAGCUCUGCCUCGCUCUGUGUGUCAGUGGGAACAACCUGCUCAACAUCUGUAAGCUCAUCUUCCAGAUCAGUCGCAGUGAAAGCAACGACCUCCUCUUCCAGAACAACUCCAUCAUAGACUCAUUUCUGGACAUUUUGAACAACGAGGAUGUGUCCUCAUCUGGAGAAGCUCUGCUGUACUGUGCCGGGACUCUGAAAUUUCUCUCAGGAAACAGUGCAAUCCUCCGACUCCUGCUUGACAAGAACUGUGUUGGUGUGGCUCAGAAGCUCAUCCAGAGGCUCUGCCAAGCUGAAGACACCAACUUUACAAUAGCAGGGCACAUCUUUGUACAGCUGACAGCGACCUUGAGGAACCUUGCAGAUCACCCUGAUUCCCGUCCACUCUUCAUCUCCUUCUCUAUACUGUCAGAGCUCUGUGUGGUGCUGCGUCAUCACAGCAAGGACCUCGACAUCUGCACCAACAUUUCCAGAAUAUACAGUAAACUCUCCUCUUACUCGGAGUGCCGCCUCGCUCUGGCUCAGACCCCCGACUGCUACCAACUAUUUUUAGAACUGCUGAACAAACAUCACCAAAAACAGGAUCUUGUUGUGCGCCUUCUUUUCACCGUCGGGAACCUCACAGCCAAAAGCGACGAGGCUCGAUGGCAGCUCUUUCAGUGCGAGGGCUGCAUGGACACCCUCCUGCAGCUGUACGACACCUACCAGCGGAGAGACGACUCACCGCACACACAACCGCAGAAAGGUGCCCCUUCCCGCAGCGAGCCUCAGGCCCCUCCGGGGAACGUGCAGCAGGACGAGGACGUGCUGGUCAAGCUGGUCAGGGUGCUGGCAAACAUGUGCAUCCACCCGGCUGUCGGUCCGGCUCUGGCAGCCAACGCAACCUGCAUUCAGCUGCUGAUGGAGACACUUGAGCUGAGGUGUGUGCAGGAAAGCGAGGAGCUGUUGGUGAAUGUGGCCGCCACCAUCAACAACCUGUCCUUCUACCAGGACAGCUCUGUCUUCAGACGCAGUCAUCUCACCAUGGCAAAGUUGAUGUUGAAGUUGGUGCUCUGCUCCAGCAUGGACGCCGUGCUUGAGGCCACCCGUGUAUAUGGAAAUUUAUCACAGUCCAAGGAUGUACGAGAAUUUAUCAUGCAAAACAGAGUGCACCAGUUUGUUGUGACACUGCUCGACUCAAAAAGCACUGAGAUGUGUAUUUCAGCCUGCGGGGUCCUCACCAACCUGGCUCAGGACCCCCCCAACAGGGCUAGUCUCUCAGUGGAGGGGGCUACUGCCAAGCUCGUGGACUGUCUGAGAGACUUCGGGCCAGCUGAUUGGCAGCUGGGGGGCCAGGUUUGUCAGGCGUUGUGGAACAUGAUCAGUGGCGGCUCAGAGAAGCUGCUGGACACACAGGAGAGAGAGUCACUGCUGGAGAUCCUCACCAGAUACUUAGAUGAAGAGGAGGCUCUGAAGUGGAUAGAGAAUGAAGAAAAGAGGGACUUCCACAGGGCAUGCUGGGAGUUAGAAUUCCUUCCCGUCGCUCAAAAACUGACGAAGACGCUCCAGCCUCCGGACCAGACAGCCUGAGAUUAAAUACUUCACCCAGGGUCCAUAACAGCUGUCGAGCACUAACCUGCAGUGGCUGUAAAGUGUGUGUGCAGUGAUGCCGGUCACAGUGAAUUAUAUUGCUGCUUUACAAGCCUAAAAAAGUCAGAACACCGGUGAAAAAAAAUGGCUUAAACAACUGCUGCAGCAUAAUUCACUUGUCCACUGUCCAUCUUCUUGCUCAAGUUGGUUUCCUGUGGCUAUUGAUGGUAUUUGUCACAAUACAACAAACGUCAACAGCCAGUGGUGAGGCCUACAGAUGGCCAGUGUGUCACAUUCUAAACAAUAGGUUGUGGUGGUUCAUAAAUGCAUGCAAGCAAUAAGAAGCAGGGCGACUGUGUAAAUGUUAUAUAUUUUGCUUGAGUUUUAUACACUUUACAAACGAGAUCUUAUUAUUUACUCUUUAUAUUAUCAAUACCAGCUAUUUGUAUGCACUUUAAUUUCUGUAAAACUUGCAGCUACCGGGUACAUUCACAUGAACAGAGAUCAUUUAAUACAAGCUCUUUGCACAUUUAUGGAACAGUCUAGAUCUGCUUUGUAAUCUUGCUAGUUUGGAAAGGCUCUUUUAUGAAAAUGUACUUUUGAAAACAGAUGAUUGACCAAGAAUAAGGAUACAUCUUUUAUUGUCUGACAUUGGAACUUGUACAUAAUAAAGCAGAAGGAGUUGGAAAACAUG